This is a messenger RNA of Mesorhabditis belari, 1452 nucleotides long. The record is from the annotation of a GenBank genome assembly. Lineage: Eukaryota; Metazoa; Nematoda; Chromadorea; Rhabditida; Rhabditidae.
AUGUCGGACAAGCCGGAGAGCAGCAAGACUCAACUCGAAGAGGAUAUCAUCCAACCAUUGGUCCAAAAGGAUUUUUUGUCACAGUUGCCAGAGGAGGUUGCUUAUUCUAUCAUCGCCUAUUUGACGCCGUGCGAUUUGACGGUUUGUGCUGGCGUUUCGCGGAGGUGGCAGCGAAUUUGUGAAGAUGAUCGGACGUGGCAAAAGAAAUGUUUGGAGAAAGGAUAUGUGAAAUUUGAUGCGCCAAGUUUUCGUUUUCUCGGAGGCUGGGCGACGAAUCGAGCAAAUGAGGAAGCGGGAAUCACAAUCCCCUCACAUAUGGACCUUCAAGAAGCACACCAGAAUCGACGAGAACGCGAGGUCGCAUAUGGACAAUGUUAUGAGCGAUCUUCAUGGAAGUCGUUGUACUUGCGGAAGCAGCGAAUCAUUUCCAAUUGGCGAUCCCGACCGAUUCAAUCAAGCACUGUUCUAAAGGGUCACGAUGAAUAUGCGAUCCGUUUUCCAAAAAUUCACUCAGAUCGUAUCGUUGCGGAUUCAUAUGAUAAUACGUUGCAGGUCUGGAAUGUUGAUGAUGCUCAACCGGCUUUCGCUCUAACUGGCCAUAUGGGUCUUGUUCAUACGUCUCAAGUGAGCGAUGAUGGCAAAUACAUUCUCGGUCACUCUUCUUCUUCGGUGCGCGUUUGGUGUGGUCAAACCGGUGUACAGCGUCAUAUUUUGCGGGGACAUACGGAUUCUGUUCGGUGCAUGCGUCUACAUGGCACAACUCUUGUUUCUGGAUCAGACGAUGGAACACUCCGAGUCUGGGACCUUGUCGACGGGAAAUGCCUUCACAUUUUGGCUGGCCACUUGGGGAUUGUGCGUUGUGUACAAUUUGAUGGAAGACGGGUUGUGUCUGGUGCCAAUGAUUGUACUGUAAAGGUUUGGAAUGUGCAGACGGGGGAGUGUUUGCAGACGCUGACGGGUCACACGAAGUUAGUCUAUGCACUUUUGCCGCAGCGCGAUCUUGUCAUCUCGAAAGGUUGGGAUAGAACGAUGCGCGUCUGGGAUUUGCGAAGAGCAACCUGCAUCGCGAUUCUUGUCACACAUCAAAGUUCGGACUCUGACUUCCAGCUUCGCGGAAAUUUUUUGGUUUCCUUCGAUACCUACUCGGACGUUGGGGUUUGGGACAUUCGUGACGGUGGUUCGUGCAUUCGUCGCCUGCAAGGCGUAAAUGGUCACAUCACUUCAUUGCAAUUGCUCGGCUCGGGACUUUUGGUGACAACUUCGUAUGAUUGCUCGGUCCAGGUUUGGGAUGUGGAUAAAGGUACCUUUGUUCGUGACCUCGUUCGUCUUGAUCGACACAGUUGGAGAUGGCAUUGCCAAGCCACCGAAACAUUGCUCGUCUGUGCAGGUGAAUCAGAAAACAGAGACGGUGGCACAAAGCUCAUCUUGAUCGAUUUUGACACAUCGUAUCCA